AUGGCCGAAUCACAGACAUUCAUCAGUGCUGCUGAUGGCAACGAAGUUUUUCAGGCGAAAUAUAUUCCAAAACAAAAAGGUCCUUUGACUUUAGACCACCCAAGUAUGAAGGCAUACAUCUCGACUUAUCCGCCUUUGGGUCAGCAGACGACCAUCCUCGGCCUUACAAAGGUCAUUACCGCUUUGUUGGAGGUUGAUGAAAGUCGUGCGAAUGAACCAUGGGAAUUGUCACUCCUUUAUAGUGAUGGAGAUCAGUGGCUAGAGUCUCCGAUGGAGCCCAUAGAGGAAACAGGUUCCCUACCAACAAUCCUGCAAACCGUGGCACCUUUGGGACUCCAUCGGUUAUACUUCAAAACAUCUCUCCCCUCUCGUCUCCCUACAAAUUUUACAGUGAAGUUUCGAAGCAACUCUGCUCAAUCUUGGAAGCUCGUGAAGGACCACCAGGGGAUGCCAGACGGUUCGAUAAUUCUAAAAACAGUCACUUCCCAAGAAAACAUUUCAAGUAAAUUAUCUGAUUAUGUUGAGAAUUUGAACCCCACGUUAGAGGCAAAAAACCACCGAAGCCAGUCUCCCGGUACCACUCUUUGGUCUGUACAAGUUCCGAUCGAGGGAGCUGUUGGGAAAGAUUCCGCUAUAAAGGAUAUCAAAUUUGGGCUUCCUUGGGGACAUGAUAAAUUGGCAAGGUCGGUUCAAUACUCCGUUGGUGAUCGUAGCUCACUCUUUGCUAAUUUGACUAGAUGGUUUGCACUUAUCCGUAUCUGGACUCCCUGGUUAGCCCCCCGACAAGGAAAGACUCAUUUUGACCUUGAUAAAGAGGCCGUAACCUGCUCUUUUUUAAGCUCGGAAGGCAAGCACAUUGUUUUACUAGCUAUCAGUGGAGUUAACAACGUGAUGACUCUGUUCAAGAGUGACAGUGAUGGCAGAGUCGUGCUAGAGGUUCGAAAUGACAACCCCAAAGAGUCCGUUGCUCAUAUCCUCGUUGGACUCGGUGAUGACUAUGAGUCGGCUAACGCAGCUGUAAUGUACCAUGCUAGAGAGGUAGUUGCAGCCUUCGAGAGUGCAUCUGGAGAAACACAAAAAGAGGUCGAGGCUCUCAACGAAGGGGAUGAGAAGACGAAGGUUUGGGUUGAAAAUUGGUGUGAUGGGUUGACGUAUUGCACAUGGAAUGCACUUGGGCAAAGAUUAACAGAAGACAAAAUACUUAAAGCUGUUGAUAUUCUGGCAGAGAAUAAGAUUAACGUUACAAACUUUAUUAUUGACGAUAAUUGGCAAGCCAUCGACUACAAGGGACAUGGUCAAUUUCAACACGGUUGGAUUGAAUUUGAGGCGGAAAGGGAGGCAUUCCCCAAUGGCUUGAAGCACACUAUAUCUCUUAUUCGAGAAAAGCAGCCUAGUAUACAGCAUGUAGCCGUAUGGCACGCAAUUUUAGGUUACUGGGGUGGUCUUGCCUCAGACGGUAAGAUUGCCAAUGCUUACAAAACAGUGGAAGUAAUUCGGCGAGAUUCUGAGAGGCGGAAUCUACCUUUGGGAGGCAAAAUGACAGUGGUCGCCAAAGAAGAUGUGCGGAGGUUCUAUAAUGAUUUUUAUUCAUUUCUUUCAUCCUGUGGGGUUGAUGCUGUCAAGACAGACGCCCAAUUUAUGCUUGAUCUCUUUGAGAAUGCUCAAGAUCGUAGUGAUUUGAUAUCCGCAUACCAAGAUGCAUGGACCCUUUCAACUCUUCAGCAUUUCAGUGUUAAGGCAAUCUCUUGCAUGUCACAGAUCCCGCAAAUCCUCUUUCAUUCCCAAUUGCCCCAAAACAGACCUCCAAUCCUCGUGCGGAACUCUGACGACUUUUUCCCCGAAAUUCCUACUAGUCACCCAUGGCAUGUCUUUACCAAUGCCCACAAUGCUUUAUUUACACAACAUCUCAAUCUAAUUCCAGAUUGGGACAUGUUUCAAACCGUUCAUGACUAUUCCGGUUUCCAUGCAGCUGCUAGAUGUGUUAGCGGUGGUCCAAUAUACAUUACGGAUGUGCCAGGUCAACAUGAUCUUGACCUCAUAAAUCAAAUGACUGGUCCCACUCCUCGGGGAAAGACUGUUAUUUUUAGACCUAGCGUCGUUGGCAAGAGUCUGGAUCAAUAUAAUGGAUACGACGACGACCACAUACUCGCAAUUGGGACGUACCAUGGCGCUGCCUAUACAGGAACUGGCAUCAUUGGCUUCUUCAAUGUAUCUCAGAGACCACUUAGCGAAUUAGUGCCAUUGUCCAAGUUCCCUGGUGUUGAGGAGGCACAAUUUUAUAUCAUUCGCGCCCAUUCUAGUGGGGCUGUCUCUAAGCCUAUGCAAGUAGUGGACUCGCAGGCUUUGAUAUACGUGUCUCUCGAUGUGAGAGGUUACGAUAUCUUGUCGGCCUACCCAUUGCGCGGGUUUGUCAACCAAGGGCAAGAAAAUACUACAUGGAUAGCUAACCUGGGUCUUCUCGGCAAAAUGGCUGGAGCGGCAGCGAUUGUCAGCAGCGAAAUGACGAAGGCGGAGAAUGGCAAGAUUACAAUUGACACGAAUGUCAAAGCUCUGGGAACUCUUGGCAUCUAUAUCUCUACUCUUCCGGACAUAUCAUACGAAGACCACUUGCUAGUCACUAUUCUUGGAAAGAUUCUCCCAAGUCACACAGUUAGCAUCAGCAAGACUGACCCCCAUGUACUUGAAAUUGACACAUUGACGGCAUGGAAGGAACUCGAGCUUUCCAGUGGAUGGAGUAACGAAGUGGAGGUAAAGAUACACAUUAACGGUAUAGCUUGA
This is a messenger RNA of Sclerotinia sclerotiorum 1980 UF-70, 2778 nucleotides long. RefSeq lists its product as hypothetical. The coding region runs from base 1 to 2778 and encodes 925 amino acids. The transcript is spliced from 5 exons. The record is from RefSeq and is a predicted model, not a curated record. Lineage: Eukaryota; Fungi; Ascomycota; Leotiomycetes; Helotiales; Sclerotiniaceae.